This is a messenger RNA of Cordyceps militaris CM01, 246 nucleotides long. RefSeq lists its product as uncharacterized. The record is from RefSeq and is a predicted model, not a curated record. Lineage: Eukaryota; Fungi; Ascomycota; Sordariomycetes; Hypocreales; Cordycipitaceae. The coding region runs from base 1 to 246 and encodes 81 amino acids. The transcript is spliced from 3 exons.
AUGGCCAGUCUUCACAUGCUUUUGUGCCUCUCGCAACUUCCAUUCUCCACAUUAAAAGGGCCUAUGAGCAGAGCCUCAUCUUCCGCGUGCAACCUCGACUCUAAUCACACACCCUCCGACGGUCUCCGUCGCCUUGAACCCAUCCCGUCCGAAAAGUGCAGAUACUCUUCUGGGGCGUGGGAAACUCUAGCGCCGUCGUACAGGACUGGAUUCGCCUCAAAUCGAACUGCCCUGGAGCUCCCAUGA